UAGAGAGGGAGGGCUCAAGGGUUGCGAUUUCAAACACACAUUUAUUUUUUUGCCAUUUAGCUUCUUUUUCUUUUUACCAUUUAGGUUUCUCUGCUCAUCCCUUUUAUUAUCAUUUUUUGCAUUAAUUGGGGUUUGCUUGGUUCAAUUCAUGUGCGUAAAUAUCACAUUUUGUGUAUUUGAGUGCAUUUAUUAUUUUUAAUUUGCUCGUUAAAUACACGUGAUUACUGCCAAAAGUUUGGUUUGUUUGCUGAAAAGUAUAUGCAGCGCAAUUAUUUUUACGGUUUGAAUAGCUACAGCGGCGGUAAUAUUGACUGCGCGCAUUUUGGCACUUGUUCACCUUGAAUCUCCCUUAUUCAUUUUGCUUCUAAUUUAUUGGUGUAUUACCACUUUAAGGAUAUAUUUAUAUUAAAUAACAAAAGGAAAUACUAGCGGGAACAAAAUGGCGGCAAACUAUUGGGAGUCAUCGCAGUUUCAGCGGUUUUUGCUCACCCGGUAUGAACUUGCCGAGCUCGAGAGUGGACACAUGGUGCAUAAUCUUUCAGUGACAGAGGUCACGCAUUUAAAAAUAUUUUUUGCAAAUAUGAUUAUGCGGAUUGGGAAGCGUAUUCGGAUUAGACAGGAGAUUAUUGCUACGGCCGUGGUGUAUUUUAAGCGGUUUUAUAUAAAUAACUCGUUUUACGAUAUAGAUCCUUAUUUGAUGACGGCGACCUGCGUGUAUCUCGCGUGCAAGGUCGACGAAAACCCGCAUCAUAUCAAGUAUGUCUGGAGCGAGUCCAAGGGGGCGUUUGCUGAGGUCUCGACGGACAUCAGGUUCCCCUUUGACGUUUCCGAUAUUGCCGAGUGCGAGAGCUACCUUUUGGAAGAAAUGAAGUUCUACCUUGUCGUAUACCACCCGUACCAAGUGCUCAUCGACCUAAACACGCAUCUGAAGUUGGCCAAACCCUCUCUCCAGGCAGCAUGGUCAAUCAUCAACGAUAGCUUUUGCACAGACAUGAUACUGGUGUACCCGCCGCAUGUCAUUGCGAUUGCCGCGAUGUUUCUUUCCAGGGUAGUGGACCAGGGGAGUUUGUCCGAGACCGAUGCCCUGCAGUGGUAUGCUGAUUUGAAUGUGGAUAUGACGGAUGUUUUGCAGGUGGUUGGGGAGUUGUUGGCGGUUUACGAUGUCUGGAGCACGUAUUCUGAGUGGAGGAUUCCGGAGCUGGUGUACCGGUAUAUUGCCGAUAUUGCUGCGUCUUGCUAGCAAAAAAUUAGAAGGAAAAAAAUUUGUACACGUGCGUGGAUUCCCUUAAAUAUCGAGGAUUUCAGUUUGCCGAUAUUAUUUUUUGAUAAA
This is a messenger RNA of Kickxella alabastrina, 1330 nucleotides long. RefSeq names its product cyclin-like protein. Bases 440 to 1240 code for a protein of 266 amino acids. Gene Ontology annotation, biological process: positive regulation of transcription by RNA polymerase II. Gene Ontology annotation, molecular function: cyclin-dependent protein serine/threonine kinase regulator activity. Gene Ontology annotation, cellular component: nucleus; mediator complex. The record is from RefSeq and is a predicted model, not a curated record. Lineage: Eukaryota; Fungi; Kickxellomycota; Kickxellomycetes; Kickxellales; Kickxellaceae. The transcript is spliced from 5 exons.